Molecule: messenger RNA, 3867 nt
Organism: Symbiodinium pilosum
Lineage: Eukaryota; Dinophyceae; Suessiales; Symbiodiniaceae
Source: the annotation of a GenBank genome assembly
AUGCAGCAUUCUGUCCUCAAGGCUUCCGGCCAUGUGGACCGCUUCAACGACUUCAUGGUGAAGGACGUAAAUGACGAGUCCAAGUUCUUCAGAGCUGACAAGUUGCUCGAGGAUGUCAUGGACGAGAAGCUCAAAGCCGCUGACUUGACAGAGGCUCAGCGAGUGGAGUAUACGUCUGUGCGCAACCAAGCGGACGCAUACUCGCAGCAGGAGCUCCACCAGAUUUUCCAGAAGUACAAAAUCAAGUCCCCGGAGACCGGGAAUGAUUUAAGCGAACCCUACGAGUUCAAUCUGAUGUUUCCAACUCCCAUUGGCCCAGGAGGCUACCUCCAGGGCUAUCUGCGGCCAGAGACCGCACAGGGCAUCUUCUUGAAUUACAAGUUCUGCCUGGAGCAGAAUUCCAAUCGACUCCCGUUUGGAGUGGCGCAGGUUGGGCGAUCUUUUCGCAACGAAAUCGCGCCCAGGGCAGGCCUUACGCGGCAACGAGAGUUCACCCAAGCCGAGAUUGAGUAUUUUGUGAACCCGAAGAACAAGGCGCAUCCCAAGUUCAAGAUGGUCAAGGAUACCGUCCUGACCCUCUUCCACUCAGAUGCGCAGCUGUCAGCACAGGAACCAGUGAAGAUGACGGCAGGCGAUGCUGUCGGCCAGGGCCUUAUCAACAACGAGACCUUGGCCUUCUUCAUUGUGAGGACGUAUCAAUUCCUGCUCCACAUCGGCUUGGACAAGGAGUUUGUUCGGUUCCGUCAGCACUUGCCCACGGAGAUGGCGCACUAUGCCUGUGACUGCUGGGAUGCGGAGAUCUUCGGCUCCUAUGGGUGGCUGGAGUGUGUCGGCAUUGCGGACAGGUCUGCCUUUGACCUGAACGCACAUGCAAGAGCUGCCAAGUGUGACCUCCAGUACAAAGAAUCUUUGGAGAAGCCCAUUGAGAGAGAGGUCCUGGCUCUUACAAAGAAAUCCGGCGUGGAUAUCAUGAAAGCCUUCAAGAAAGAUGGACGCGCAGUGAAGGAAUUCAUCGAGAAGCUGCCGCAGGAGGAAAUUGAGUGCAUUGUGAAACAGCUGGAAGCUGGAACAGCAGAUGUACAGGUGGAUGGCUCGUCAUUCACGCUGACCAAGGAGCUAGCCGUUUUUGAGCGGAAGAUGGAGAAGCAGACCGUCAACGCCUUCACACCGGGAGUUAUCGAACCUUCGUUCGGCAUUGACCGCAUCUUUGCCUCCCUUCUGGAGCAUGUCUACUAUGCCCGGCCAAAGGAGGAGCCCGGAGAUGACAAGGACAAGCAGACGCGCGGCGUCUUGGCUUUCGCCCCGUCCUCCGCACCGUACAAGUGCGUAAUCCUGCCUCUCGACCAGCGCAUUGCGCGCGACGAGCGCUACCUGACGAUGAUGGAUGCAUUUCAAGUGCAGCUUGUCGAACUUGGCUUGUCCUUUACGCUUGACGAGAGCAAUGCAACCAUUGGCAAGAGGUAUUCCCGGAACGACGAGCUUGGCAUUCCCUAUGCAAUCACCUUUGAUUUUGACACUUUGGAGAAGGAUCUGGAAGACCUGGCCAAUACCAAAGUUGAGUUGCUCAAGCAAUUCUUCCAGGCCGAGCCACCAAAGACAAAAGGUGAGGACUUGCUGGACUUAUGGCAACAGAUUUACGACGAGACCGUCAGAAGCACAGUUGUGGAAGCUGUGAGUGGGCCGACAGACGGCAGCAAUCCUGUCCUCCCGUAUGAGAAGCUGUACGCCAUUGUAGGCACUGGAGGCCACUGGAAGUGGCCCCGAAUUUGGAGGCGCUUCGAUGAGCUCGAGCGGCGAGGAGCUGCCUACAGAGAUGGAGAUCCCAUCAACUUCGGCUUGCCAAAUCCAAACCCCAACAUCGAGCCUCAGACGGUCCUGGUUGUGGGUGGUGGCCCGGUCGGACUGCGAUUGGCCAUCGAGCUGAAGCUGGGGGGCCAUCAAGUGACUGUUUUUGAGAAGCGGCGUGAAGUACGCGAUGAAACUGGCCAGCUGCAACAGCUUGGGUUCACCAACAGAAUCAAUCGACCCCACGUGUUCAACUUCCUCAGGAAUGACCUGGACAGAUUGAAUGGCCGAGACUUCAUGUCUUCCAAGAUGUGCUAUCCCGUGUUUACACAAGCAGAUACCUCGUCGAUUGGGAUCGAUGAGCUUCAAAUCCUCCUGCUGAAGAAUGCCUUGCUUCUGGGUGUUGACUUUCGCAUGGGCAUGUCCUAUGAGGACGCUGAAAUCAUCCUCGACCCGAAGACUCAGAAGCCACGGUGGAAGGUCAAGUUCACAUGCGACGAGCAAGGGUCCCGAAGCCACGGCGUUCCUGUUGGGGAGAACUUUGAAACCUUCGAUGUCCUGAUGGGCUGCGAUGGUGCCCGGAGUCGCGUCCGAGAGUCACAGAAGCAGAUCUUUGGAGAGGUGGAUAAGCGUAACUUCAAGAAGAUGAUCGGCGUUGUGGCCAAUGUGCAGAAAGUCUCCCGCCAACGUCUCAAGGACCUGGGCUUUGCCAGUGGCCAAGAGCCAACCGACAUGAAGCGAGCGCACUUGGCCAGUGGUGCUGGCACCAUGGCAGGGCUCAACUACUACAAGGCUUCCUUCCAUAACUACGUCAUCUUCACUCCAAGCAAGGAAGACUUGCAAGCAGCCGGCUUCAGUGGAAGCAUCUAUUCAUUUCACUCUGGCCGCGACAAGGUGAACCCCAACAAAGCGGAAGAGAAGAUGCGUUUGAAACGAUGGGUCUUGGAUAGAUGCAAAGAGGUCGGCAUUCCGGUGGACGAGACGCUCAGUAACGGAGGCUUUGUUGAGGAGCCCAACGAUGUGAUGGCCUUUGACUUCUCCGAGAUUUGGAAAUGUAAGAAGAACUUUGCAUUCAACCUCCCGCCAAUGGAUUACGACUCCGAGGUACAAGGGCCCUGGACAGGGCGGUCUUUGGUCCCACCGAUUGGCUUGGUCGGAGAUGCUGUGACAGAGCCUUUCUGGAUAGCCGGGGUGGGCCUGCAGCGGGGCUGGAAUGGUGUGAUGGACGCUUGCUUCCUGAUCGACAACCUGUACAACAUGAGCUUUUCUGGCUCGCCGGAUCCUGCGUUAACCACCUCCUGGAACGAACACGUUCAAAAGCUCCAGACCAUGGUGCCUGUUCUCUAUGACUGCAGUCACGAUGGCAAGAUGACCAAAGAAGGUUUGCAGGGGGAGUAUGCUGACCAGGGAGUUGUCAUGACUCAACUGAACAAGCAGCAGAAGGACUCCGAGAAGCCACAAUGGCAACUGCAAGUAGACCCAUGGACGCGCUAUGAGCAGUUCGCAAAGCAGCUGGAGGAAAAGUACAAAGGUGCCCGCAUCUUGGAGAACAUGCAUCCCACUGUGCGACGUGCCCUGGCCAUCAGGAAGCAUCCAAACGACAGCGAAGUCUUCAGCGCCAAGAAGCUGAAAUCGAUCAAUGGCAAGAGCAUCGAGGUGCAAGACCACAUCGUUCAGAGCCGCAAGCUUUCUGCUGAAUUACCACCUUCGCCCGCUGAGAGAGCCUCAAUUCCCGAGACAGAAGUGGCCCGACGAGCUUCCACAAAGUCUGAGAACCUGCAGAACAUGCUCGCCAAACAAAUCGACUUGCAUGUUCAAAGCGCAGCCUCCAGCUCGAAGGCAUUUGACGACGAGCGAUGGAAGCCUUUAUCUCCGAAGGCUGAAUCUAGUGGUUUCGCUGAAGUGGCCGAGAAGCAAUGGGAUAUCCUCACGGAGAAGCAUCUCAGCCCUGGACAGCGCGCCGAGCUGCUACAUGUUCGGAACAUGCAGGCGUCCCUGCGACAGCAAAUUGCCAGCCUUAGCACCAGCUUGGCAGCCUUCGAACGCGCUGAACGAGAGCUACUCCUGGGAAGCCAAGGCUGA